Nicotiana attenuata is the source of this 357-nucleotide messenger RNA. Its product is annotated as craniofacial development protein 2-like. Lineage: Eukaryota; Viridiplantae; Streptophyta; Magnoliopsida; Solanales; Solanaceae. The coding region runs from base 1 to 357 and encodes 118 amino acids. Gene Ontology annotation, cellular component: nucleus. Gene Ontology annotation, biological process: chromatin remodeling. The transcript has a single exon. The record is from RefSeq and is a predicted model, not a curated record.
AUGAGUAUUAAGGUUGUAGUUGGAGGGUUUACUGUAAAUGUGGUUAGCGCGUACGCCCCUCAGGUAGGAUUGGAUCAGGAGGUCAAGAGGCGAUUCUGGGACGAUUUGGACAAGGUGGUGCAUAGUAUCCUACACUCUAAGAAGCUUUUCAUUGGAGGGGACUUCAAUGUCCAUAUUGGGGCUAAUGCUAGAGGCUAUGAUGGUGUGCAUGGUGGGUAUGGAUUUGGGGUUAGAAAUGAGGAAGAUAUCUCACUAUUGGAUUUCACUAAUGCUUUUGACUUGGUGGUAGCCAACUCGAGUUUCCCGAAGAGGGAGGAGCACCUGGUCACCUUUCGGAGUACAGUGGCCAAAACCUAG